This is a messenger RNA of Knipowitschia caucasica, 1476 nucleotides long. Lineage: Eukaryota; Metazoa; Chordata; Actinopteri; Gobiiformes; Gobiidae. The record is from the annotation of a GenBank genome assembly.
AUGCUGUGUGUGUUUGAGGCUUCUCCCGACUGUCGAAAUCCAGCGGACGUCAUUCUCUGGGUCAACGCAAGCACGGCCCCCAAGAGCCCGCCGCCUCCACCCCUCCCUGCUUCUUCCAUUGUGCACGAGAGCAACACACACCACUGCCACCGCUACACAACCUCAGACCAACGCACUGCCAGAGUUCGAGACGACCCACAGCCUCACUGCCACAACACUCAUGAAAAGCGACACGCAAACUUCAGAUUUGGCAACCCAGUCCUCGAGAAAAUCGCUCUCCUAUUGGGCUCAGUGGCACUGACCGACACGCUCUUCACACGCCCCGCUGUGAUUCUGUAUCCGCCUCGGGGUCCAUCCAAUAUGGUCGACUAUGGAAUCUGGGUCUUCCUUCUCGGUCAUGGAACAAUCUUCUUUACAUUUGCUCAUGGCCUGAACCAGUACUAUUUCAUCGACAAGUCCAAAAGCUGGAGUGAGGCUCAGCAGUACUGCAGAGAGCACUUCACUGACCUGGCCACGAUUGAGAGAAAGGAGAACCUGAGCAGAGUCCACAUCCCGGCUGGUCAGGUGGCUUGGAUCGGUCUUCAUGAUGACCCUGCUGCGUGGUUUCAAGUCAUGACCAAUGCUUCCAACUCCUGGAGAUGGUCGCCACUGGGGCCACCAGCCCUGGAGGCUUCCAGAACUGGGCUUCAAAUGAGCCAGAUAAAUACGGUGCUGUUUCGACGCUGCGCCUCUUGUGGGCACUACGAAGUCCACGGGGACGACAUCGCUGUGUCCCCCGUGGCGAGAACAGGGAACCACAUGACUGUUUUCAUUGCUGAGCUCAACCAGGGAAAGCUGAGGCCUGCCCGAAUGGUUGUCGUACGACUGCUUGAGUUUGAAGCUACCAUCACUGGUAUACUGGCUAAAAUACAUGAUGCCCUGCAGUGUGAGGACCCUUUUGUCCUGACAGAUGCUCAGGGAAAUGAGAUUGUGGAUUCAGAGGGAACACGAGGUUCCAAAUACUGGAGGCAAAAUGCCAAAAAGUGUUUUGCUGUCCCAGAGCAGGUCUUACAUCAAUUCCAGCAGGGAACAAAGGGAAAGAAACAGACUGGCCAGAGAGAGCGCGACUCCACAGGUCUUCUGGAGGUCCAUGAAAAAAUAGAAGAAGUGGUUCUUGCGGCCCAAUCAUUAACAGGAGUUACCUCAGUUAUGAAGGACCUAGCAACACUUGCAAGCAGCACUGUGGGCAACGUGUUACUUCUUAGCAACACUCUUACUAUACAUGUAAAGGAUGCAUUUCGCUGCAUUGUGUGCAGAGGGCUGAUGGAAGAACCAGUCUUUGCUGUAUGCUGCAAGAGGUUUGUGGGAUGCCACAAAUGUGUGGACCAAUGGCUGUUGACCUCUGAGCAAUGCCUCAAGUGCAGGGCAGAGGAUUUUGAAAUGAAUAUUCACAGAGUUGCGUGCCUUGACACCACUGGUGCAAUUAGGAUGGAUUAG